AUGCUCCCACGUGCUACAUUUGCCGCAGGCCCAUACAACUCCGCAAGUGCCCGAACAUCGUUUACUCGUGUCGAUGUCGACAGCAUUCCGACCUUUGGAUCAUACCCUGCCCUUCCGAACUCAAACUUGGGACAGGCCUCGCUAGACACUACAGUGAACAACACUGAAGCAGUUGCACUGUCUGCCACAGACGGACCUACUACACCAGAAAAUAUCGUACCUCAGACACCUCAAGUGUCCCUGUCAUUUCUUCUCGUCUCUGGCCGAAGGCGGACUAUGUCGUUCGAUCCAGCGAUAACAAUUGGAAGGGUCAAAGAGCUGGUGUGGAAUGCAUGGCCUGCAGAUUGGCAAGAUGAAAGUCCGCAAGCCCCAUCGCAUUUGCGAAUUCUUUACCUAGGCAAGAUUCUGCAAGAUGAGGAUACUCUUACCCAUCUUUCAUUCCCAACUUCUACACCGUCAGAUUCGUCUUCCCUGCCUACAAUCGUUCAUCUUUCCAUUCGCCCCUCUAACAUCUCGACGGUUGACGACACUAUGAAGAAGAGACGCCUUAGCAAUGCAUUUUCUCGCAGGGGAACAGCACUAAGCAACGACGCGGAGAUCGUACGCGAAGGUGACGAUACCGUGGGAUCGGGAUGUUGUGGAUGCAUCAUUUGCUAA
Suillus plorans is the source of this 657-nucleotide messenger RNA. RefSeq names its product ubiquitin-related domain-containing protein. The transcript is spliced from 3 exons. Lineage: Eukaryota; Fungi; Basidiomycota; Agaricomycetes; Boletales; Suillaceae. Gene Ontology annotation, molecular function: protein binding. The coding region runs from base 1 to 657 and encodes 218 amino acids. The record is from RefSeq and is a predicted model, not a curated record.